Gadus chalcogrammus (walleye pollock) is the source of this 2012-nucleotide messenger RNA. RefSeq names its product N-acetylneuraminic acid synthase a (gene nansa). Gene Ontology annotation, molecular function: N-acylneuraminate-9-phosphate synthase activity. Lineage: Eukaryota; Metazoa; Chordata; Actinopteri; Gadiformes; Gadidae. Gene Ontology annotation, biological process: carbohydrate biosynthetic process. The coding region runs from base 208 to 1287 and encodes 359 amino acids. The transcript has 6 exons. The record is from RefSeq and is a predicted model, not a curated record.
GGUUUAGCCCAUGGGACUAUGAAAGUAGUAACAAGGGGCAAUCGGAGUGUAACCACACUGCCAUUGGUCUUGACAAUUAUUUUGAAAGGUAGAUUUCCGGAUGUACAAAACGUAUGCAUCCGGUAGUGAUUCCGGGUCCUCCUUCACACGUAGACUUCAGGGAACAGCGCCGAUACUCCGCUUCAAACGGUCUCUAUCUUCACCAAAAUGCCUCUUAAGUUUGAACUGUGUCCCGGGAGAAUGAUCGGGGGCUCCCACCCCUGUUUCAUCAUCGCAGAGAUUGGACAAAACCACCAAGGAGACAUCGAAAUUGCCAAGAAAAUGAUUAAGAUGGCAAAGGACUGCGGGGCCGACUGUGCCAAGUUCCAGAAGAGUGAACUGGAGCACAAGUUCAACAAGCUAGCUUUGGAGCGACCCUACAACUCCAAACAAUCCUGGGGUAAAACCUACGGAGACCACAAGCGCCACCUGGAGUUCAGCCAUGAGCAGUACAGGGAGCUGCAGAAGUACGCCGAGGAGGUCGGCAUCUUCUUCACGGCGUCGGGAAUGGACGAGAUGGCGGUGGAGUUCCUCCAAGAGCUGAACGUGCCGUUCUUUAAGGUCGGCUCCGGAGACACCAACAACUUCCCCUACCUAGCCAAAACCGCCAAGAAAGGGCGGCCCAUGGUGGUGUCCAGUGGGAUGCAGUCUAUGGAGACCAUGCGACGCGUCUACAAGACGGUCAAAGAGCACAACCCCAACUUCUGCAUCCUGCAGUGCACCAGCGCCUACCCCCUGGACCCCGAGAACGUCAACCUCCGAGUCAUCUCCGAAUACCAGAAGGAGUUCCCGGACAUUCCCAUCGGAUAUUCGGGCCAUGAGUCUGGGGUCAGCAUCACGUUGGCGGCGGUGGCGUUGGGCGCCAAGGUGGUGGAGCGUCACGUGACCUUGGACAAGACGUGGAAGGGCAGCGACCACGAGGCGUCGCUGGAGCCCGCCGAGCUGGCCGAGCUGGUGCGCUCCAUCCGCCUGGUGGAGAAGUCCCUUGGCACCGGGGUCAAGAUGAUGCUGCCCUGCGAAAAGGCCUGCCACGACAAGCUGGGGAAGUCGGUGGUGGCGCGGGUCCACGUGCCCAGCGGCACGGUGCUCACUCUGGACAUGCUGGUGGUGAAGGUGGCCGAGCCCCGCGGCGUUCCCCCAGAGGACAUCUUCCAGCUGGUGGGCAAGGCUGUGCUGGAGGAGCUGGAGGCGGACCAGAGCGUCACCCCCGACCUGGUGGACGGCUACGGCAAGCGGGCCAAGUGCUGAGGAGGGCCCGCUAGGACCAGGAGGGGGGGGGGGGGUAUGGUUACUGUAGAUGUGUCCGUUAUGGGGAAGGUGGGGGGGGGGGGGGGGGGGGAUUCAAUACACCACCACCCUCCCACUGUUGCCAAUUCCACUGUUGCUCUGGUCACAUGACCAGAAGUUGGUCUAGUCGAGACAACUUCAGAUCUUUACUUUACAAUGAAUGUGUCUUUAGGCAGAAUCUCUUUUAUGAAGGCUACCUCUGCGUUGUGCUCUUGCACGUGUAUAACGAUCACACCCAGAGCUGUAUUGGAGAUUAACUAGCUGUGAGCACUGGUGUAAUGUUGUGUCAUCUCCUACCACCAGGUGAUGAUGAUUGCGACUCUGAUACUUUCGUGUCUUCACAGACACUAUGUCUUUAUAAAGCCUUAGUCAAAAAUACGUUUAGAUAACAUCACACUCCUUAAAACCACAUCGUCAAAAGUCUUCUUCCAAUCUGUUUCCAACGUACUACGUACUUAAAUUAUGAUCCUCCUCACCUGCCUUCUAAACUUUCGGCGACAUUAUGAAAGGAAAAUAAAAUGUAGGAAAGUUGUGCGUGUUUGACGUCGGCUGUGAGCCACUGGGUGAACUGGAUCUGUAAUGCCGUAUUGUGCCACCAAGUGGUGAUGCUGUAUUGCCUUUGUAUGCAUGGGUAAAAACGCCAAUAAAUCUCUUUCCCUCCAUCCUUCCUGAGUAACUGAUUCUUU